AUUAAGCAAUAAGAAAGAAUCAAAUCCCUAAUCUCCUCUUCUCUCAAUUCUUCCCCAAUUCUUCUAAAUCCCUAAUUUUCUUUCUUCUUCAAUUCCCAACUCUCUUUUUUCAACUACAGGUUUCUAUCAUCUGGUAUCAGAGCCUGGUUCUGAUAAAAGCAAGAAUUAAACCUAAAAUCUAAGACUCCUCUCUCUCUCCCCCCAAUUCCCUCUGCCGACCUCCCUCUCUCUUUCCCCAAGGCUACCAAGCAGCCAACUUCUUCUUCCUCCCCUCAACUGCUACGCCAGCAGCACCCUUCCCCCCCCCCCCCCCCUCCAUUCAAUUCCAUUUCCCAAUUUCCACUUCCCUUUACCCAAAUCAACCAUAAUCACCACAUUGUUGAUUCCAUUCCUCUCACCAAUCCCUAAAUCCGAUAGAACCUAAUUUUAGGUUUCUAUCAUCUGGUAUCAGAGCCCGAAUGAACCCAUCCAAGUUCUUCGAUUCGGAGUGGGUUCGCCUCAGCCAACGGUUGCAGCAGUCUCUCGACCGCUACACACGAGAGAGAGAGGCGACCGAGGGCGCGGGGAGGGGAGCGGGUGCCGCCGCUAGAGAGGCAGGGCCACGGCGAUCGGCGAGUCAGGCCGCCAUCCCCGUGAAGGCAGGCGACGCGGUGGAGGCUGGGGAGGCAGCCCUAGGCGCCGCGGUGGCAGGAGCGGCGACAGCCGCCCCGGGCGAGGCGGAGCGAGAGAGAGCGGCAGGACCGAGCGGAGCCAGCGCGCCGCGCGUCCAAUCGGUCGACGGGGGAGGACCGAUCAUGUCCCUCGGCUCGGUGGCGGGUCAAGCAGUUCCGGAAACGCCGCGUUUCCGGGCGAAGAUCGACGGGCACUCCGCCAUGACUUUGGUAGACAGCGGUGCUUCGCUCAACUUCAUCGGGGCGGAGUUUGCGGACACCCUAGCGCAGGAGGCCUGCGAGAUGGAGCCGAUAGUGGUCAAGGUCGCGAAUGGCGCACCCAUGCGGUGUACUAAGGUCUACCGGGAUCUCAGACUUGACAUCCAGGGGUUGGAAUUCUCAGCGGAUCUGUAUGUGCUUCCGAUCAGGGGGUAUGAUGUGAUACUGGGAAUGUCGUGGCUACGCAGUCUGGGUCCGGUCAUCAUGAUUGGACUAGAUUGACUAUGUGCUUUAAGUGGAGGGAUAAGGAGUGGACCUUGCAGGGAUUGACCCCGGUGAUGGGGUCGAUUUCCUUCCGGGAGUGCACAGUUGGAGAGGAGGCAGACUUCGCGGUCCUCUGUUGGUCGCUGGCGGCGCAACGGACAAAGUCCGUCACGGCGGAUUUGCAGG
Messenger RNA from Linum trigynum, 1319 nucleotides. Lineage: Eukaryota; Viridiplantae; Streptophyta; Magnoliopsida; Malpighiales; Linaceae. The record is from the annotation of a GenBank genome assembly.